UUUAAAAGUAUUGGGGUAUAAAUUCAAACAAAUAGCAAAGUUGAGGGACGUGUGUGUAAUACAUAUUUAUAUAUAUUAUAUAAAUAUAAUUUAACCUUUGUUUUAUCUUAGAAACCGCAGUGGGGCCGGAAAAAUUAGCUGAAAAUAUCUUCACUGCAAUCGACCGGAACUUUUCGCUGGUCUGAAAAUGGAGAGUAUAGGAGUUGCAAUGACCACUCCAAUGUUCAGUUAUCUUGAACAACAGCUUGAACGACGCUUCAACCUCUUCAAGCUUUGGAACCAUCCUCUCGACUCCGAUUUCCUUCAAGAAAACGCCCAAUCAAUCAGAGCAGUAGUCGGCUGCACCAAGUCCGGCGCCGACGCAAAUUUGAUUGACUCUUUACCCGCUUUGGAAAUCGUAGCGACCUUCAGUGUCGGAUUGGACAAGAUUGAUUUGCCCAAAUGUAUGGAGAAGGGGAUAAGGGUUGUCAAUACACCCGACGUAUUGACUGACGAUGUCGCCGAUGCUGCAAUUGGACUGGCCAUGGCGGUUUCGAGGAGGAUUUGUGAGUCUGAUCGGUUCGUCAGAAGUGGAUCGUGGACGAAAGACGGUUUCAGAUUGGCAACGAGGUUCAAUGGUAAGUCAGUUGGCAUUCUUGGGUUGGGAAGGAUUGGUUCAGCCAUUGCCAAAAGAGCAGAAGCAUUUGGUUGCCCCAUCGGUUAUUUCACUAGGCGUAAAAUGCAUCAAAGUGGUUACAAAUACUUUCCCAGCGUCUUAGACUUGGCUGCAAAUUCCCAGAUUCUGUUUGUGUCAUGCACUCUGACGGAAGAAACUAAGCACAUUGUCAAUCGAGAAGUAAUUGAUACAUUAGGACCAAAUGGCAUUCUCAUCAAUGUUGGACGAGGGGCUCACAUCGAUGAAUCUGAGCUUGUCUCAGCACUACUUGAAGGUCGUUUAGGUGGAGCAGGGCUAGAUGUGUUUGAAAACGAGCCCCAUGUACCUGAACAAUUGCUUGAGCUUGAAAAUGUCGUUCUACUGCCUCAUGUAGGAACGGAUACCAUUGAGACCAGCAUCGCAAUGGCAGAUCUUGUGAUUAGCAACUUGGAGGCACAUUUCAGGAAUGAGCCUCUGAUUACUCCUGUGAUUUGAUUUUGACAUACUUUUAGACAUCUCCUGGUAGUCAUUGAAACUUUUGAGCUAGGGCGUUAAUCUUAUUGGUGUUUUAUGGUUCCUUUUGUUUCCCAGAAUGACCGUUGUCAAGCAUUCUUUGGGAUUGAAAAUGAAAACUACGUUCAUUUCUCAUUCAAGCUGGCCCCUUAUUUAUCAGUAGGUCUUGUUAGGGGUCUCAGUUUGUAAAUAUGACUCCAAUUGACAAGUCUUGGAUAAUUUGUGACCAUAUCGAUCAACAAGGAGACUGCCUGUAAUUGAUUUUAUUUACUCAAUAA
Messenger RNA from Benincasa hispida (wax gourd), 1425 nucleotides. RefSeq names its product glyoxylate/hydroxypyruvate/pyruvate reductase 2KGR-like. Gene Ontology annotation, molecular function: NAD binding; glyoxylate reductase (NADPH) activity; hydroxypyruvate reductase [NAD(P)H] activity. Gene Ontology annotation, cellular component: cytosol. NCBI's taxonomy places the organism in Eukaryota, Viridiplantae, Streptophyta, Magnoliopsida, Cucurbitales, Cucurbitaceae. The record is from RefSeq and is a predicted model, not a curated record.